AUGGACGGCACAAAUUAUAAAGACAACGAUUUGAACAGUCAUAAUUCAAGCCAUAUAAACUCUGGCGAAAGUUCUAACUCUGUAACCAGUUUGGCAAGUAACAACACGAACGAUACAAAUGAAUAUCACGACGGCGCUAACGGAACAAGGCAGCACCAGCAUCAUAAGAAUAAUAUAACCAUCCGUCAUAACCAUCCACACCAUGAGAACGGAUAUCAAUUACAUGGAUUUCAUCCAGAUGAACAAUAUCAUGAUGAAUAUAAUAAUAGUCACAAUUCUAGUGGUACAUCAACCAAUUCUGAAAAUAAAAAUACCACUUCACUAUCAACAAAAAAACCAAAUCAUGCAAAAUCAUCUCAAAAUAUUGUAUUUAUUCAUAAGUUGUACAAUAUUCUUGAAAAUAAAGAAUUGAAACAUCUAAUUUGGUGGUCUGAUAAUGGGAAAUCAUUUUUCAUAAAACCGAAUGAAAAGUUUAGUAAAGCUCUGGCCAUAUAUUUUAAACAUACAAAUAUUACAAGUUUUGUGAGACAACUAAAUAUUUAUGGCUUUCAUAAAGUGACAAAUCUAAAUGAAUCAAACACAACAAUGGCAGAAAAAGAAAGGGAAAAACCACACGAUUCAACUGAUGAAAACGAUUCUUCUACCAUUAAGAUAUGGGAGUUUAAGCAUAGUGCAGGAAUAUUUAAGAAAGGGGAUCCCGAGAGUCUCAAACUUAUAAAGAGAAGGUCAAGUUCACGUAAUAGUUCGACUACAGGGAAAAAAAGACUAAACUUUUUAGGAAAUCAUCAUGGACUGAAUAAUAACAUUCCUGCAAGCCAUAGUAAUCCCUCUUUUGAAACUGAAAAUAUCAGUCAAGCACAUAUCAAUCCUUCAUUAUCAGCGGAACAACUAACCGUUUUAAGAUCACAUUCUUCCUUCUCCCCUUAUUCUUCAAAUGAUAAUAUUAUUAAUUUGCAAAAUUCGUAUAGUACUGCCCCACCAGGGUUAAUACCGAAUUCGCAACAUAUGCCUCCCCAGAAUAUACAGCCAAUAGACGGACAAGUUGUAACACAAAGCAUCCUAAAUACAACCAACGAGUUUAUGAUAGACCAAUUUCAUUCCCUUAAUAAUGAUAUGAUACAAGUAUUAAACGUAUUACAAAAUUUUAUCACUUUACAAAAUUCUGUAACUAUUCAUGAUAAUCCAACGCCUACGACAACCGAAAAUUUUCAAAACCAAUACAACAUAUUAUAUCAUAAUAUUUCAAACUUGAAGUCGGAUCUAGUAAAUAAAUACCAAACAAUAACUACUACAUUUUACGAGCAACAACAACAACCAUAUUUGGUUCAACCAUCACUACAUCCGAAUAUGCAAAACCCACCAGUACCCAUAGCAGUUCAUCAAUUAUCUUAUCAAUCACAACCACCCCCUAUAACAAACAAUAAUUUUGCUCCUCAAUCAAGGUCAUUACUUAACCCAACAACAACAGCAUCAUCUUUAACACAUCCAUCGAACGAAUCAAUGGGAGCACGUUUUUAUCCCGACCCAAGGUCAGUAAAUUUGCCAAAUACUCAUGAACAUAGUAAAGAGUAUCACACAAUGACAAAUUCUAAUGCGACUUCAGAUACAUCUAUUAGUCUCGUUCCUACUAGCGUGAUAUCGUCACAAUAUUCGCAGGUCCUACCUGUUCUCCCUAUCAGCGUACCUGUAAUGAAUCCAAUAAAUGAACACCAUAAAGAAAAUAUUCAAAUUGUAACUAAUCCAGUUGGAAUCACGAACGGCGUCAUAAAAAACCAGAACCCAUCAAGUAACAUGCUUCCUGCUAUUGGAAACAGCAAUCAACGUUCCAUACAUCAGUCAGUCUCUACGAACAAUAAAACACAUUCAGAUACUCAAAUUCGAUCUACGCAAAUUGGGUCUACCGAAAAUUCUAAUAUUUCCACUUCACUGUCGACUUCAACCGGUAAAUUGGCUACAGCCACACCUGUCCAAAUGAAAGUCAAUAUACAACCAUAUCAACCAGUGGAAAAGAUUCCAGAAACUUUCGUUAAACAAGAAAAAACCUUUCUUCAGAGUACUCUUCCACAUGUUGGAAAAACUCUCACAGAGGAGAGUUCCCAAAUUAAGAACAGUAAAGUAUAUUCUUUACUAAAUAAUACCACAUCAAGUAGUAAGAUAGAUGAAGAUGACCACGUAGAAAAAAGGCCUAAACUAUAA
This is a messenger RNA of Maudiozyma saulgeensis, 2196 nucleotides long. The record is from the annotation of a GenBank genome assembly. Lineage: Eukaryota; Fungi; Ascomycota; Saccharomycetes; Saccharomycetales; Saccharomycetaceae.